CAUCCGACCCUCCGUGGCCUCCCAGAGAACCUGCUAGCGGAUGACUGACGUCUUUAAAACCUGCAAUGUGGUGAGAGUGCUCCGAUCUACUGACCAAAGGGAUGCCACGCCAUCCAUCACUACCGUCAAUCCCUCAGCCACACACACAACCAAAGAUCCACCUACUGACACACAGACAUCAGCCACUCCCUCCACCACUCCUUGCCCCACUUGUAAAAUGGCCAGUCCACAAAAUUACCUGGUGGCAGCAGGUGUCAUUCCAGAAAGUCUGGCCAAUGUACUCAUGAGCCAAGCCUUGGACAGGAAGGAGAAGGUAAGGCGUCGCCUUCCGCUGCCGGCCCGUGUCAUCACCAGUGACGAGUACGUUCACCUGCUGGAGCAGAAAGAAGCAGAGGAGAAAGAGAAGGAAGAAAAGAAGAGAAAGCGCAAGGAAGAUAUGGCAAAGAAGAAGGAGGAAAAAAGACAAGCACAGAAGGCCAAGGCAGAAGAAACAGGCACCAUCUCCAACUGAGGAAGAUGGGGAACACUGCGUUGUCUGCAGUAGAGUGGUCUCACCUGGCUCAGGAGAAGGGGCCAUUGAUGAAUGGGUGCAGUGUGACCUUUGCCAACUGUGAUUCCACUUCGAGUGCGCUGGGGUGGAGGAAGAGCCAGACACGGAGUGGCUUUGUCAUAAAUGUUGUCUGUCCAUAUAAUCACAUACACACACACACAAUGUAAAUAGUUUUAAAUAGUGCACACACAAAAUGAACACAUCCUACUGCUGAUAUACUGACAAUUUCUAGAAUUUUUAAUCAGUUUAGUGUUAAUUGUAAAUAGUUGUAAAUGGUGCACACACACACACGCGUUACAACACUCACAUGCGCACAAACACGUAGUAUCCUAAUCAUUUAAUUUUUAAGUUCAUGGUUUGCACAUUAGUUACUUUCAGUUA
This is a messenger RNA of Micropterus salmoides (largemouth bass), 931 nucleotides long. RefSeq names its product chromatin assembly factor 1 subunit A-like. The transcript is spliced from 2 exons. Lineage: Eukaryota; Metazoa; Chordata; Actinopteri; Centrarchiformes; Centrarchidae. The coding region runs from base 41 to 511 and encodes 156 amino acids. The record is from RefSeq and is a predicted model, not a curated record.